CGAACUAUAAUCAAAUCAGAACCGUCAAACUCAUAAAAGCACCAGAUCCUGAGCAGAUCAGGACCAUUCAAAAUUCCUAUGUCCACAUAAUCGUCGACAGCGAUAAGCGAAGGGACCCACUUUCAAAACCAGCAAACCUCACCUAGAAUACGAGAAUUUCCCUCCAAUGUAUAUAAAGUCGGAUUCAGGGAAAUAAAAUAAAAUAAAAUCUCUAUAAAAUCUCAUUAAGCACCUCCUUUUUCGAGAUUUGUAGGUAACUGCUUCUUUUGAUAAUCUCUCUUCACUCUAUCUAUUCUUCCCAGUGCUGGCAGGGCACUGUUUUUCUCAAGAUGACAACGCAAUCGGAAACUUCCCCUUCUGACGCUCAAGGGAUUGGGAAUGCCUUUGUGAAGCAGUUCUAUACUGUUCUUCACAAUGACCCUACACAGGCUUAUAAAUUUUAUCUGGACUUGAGCGUGCUAAGCCGCCCUGAUCCCAAUGGUGUGAUGAAGUCUGUGACUACCAUGAAAGAUAUAAAUGAGUUGAUUCUCUCAUUGGACUACCAGAGUUAUAAGGCAGAGAUAUCUUUUGCUGAUGCUCAAUUUUCAUAUGCAAAUGGUGUGUUUGUUUUAGUUACUGGCUCUUUGAUUGGAAAGGAUGAUGUGAGGAGGAAAUUUACGCAGUCAUUCUUUCUAGCUCCACAAGAGGGAGGCUAUUAUGUCUUAAACGAUGUAUUCAGGUAUGUUGAUGACAAAGAACUAGUGGGUGUGGCAAAUAACGAUGUUGAUGAGAACAUUCAGGCUGUUUUGUCCCCAGAUCCUGAGCUAACUCACAUGCCAAAGAAUGACGUGGCAAAUCAUACUGCUGCCCCAUCUGGAAAUGGCGAUAACAUUUGCAAAGAAGUCAGUUAUUCAUUGGAUAAUGGCAAGGUUUCUGUUACAGAGAAUGGCGUUGUUGCUGAACAGCUAGUACCUUCAACUGAAGAAGAUCAGAAUGACUCUCAUCCUCUGAGCCAGACUGCUUCCCCUAGAAUUCAGGAUGAUGCUCCAAAGAAGUCAUAUCUAUCAGUUGUACAUGCAUUGUCGAAGAAUUCUGCUCCAUUUAUUGUGAGAGCUCCACCUCCAAAACCUAAACAAGUGGAGCAGUCACGUAGAACUGCAGCAACUGAGGCAUCAACUCCUAAAAGCAACAAGGCCUUGGAAAGGAACAAUGACUUUUCAGGAAAGAAUACUUCCAUAUUUGUUGCAAACUUGCCUUUGAAUGCAACCGAGGAAUUGCUUAGGGAGGUUUUCCAAAAAUUUGGACCAAUUAAACCCAAUGGUAUUCAAGUCAGAAGCUUUAAGGACAACAAAAACUGCUUUGGCUUUGUAGAAUUUGAAUCUUCUACUUCUGUGCAAAGUGCUGUCAUGGCUUCUCCAAUUACCAUUGGCAACCGACAAGCUAAUAUUGAAGAAAAGCGAGGAGCCAAUAAUGGUGGGAAACCGGGUAGGGGUGGUUAUAGAGAUGAAAAUGGUUACCGACAUGACAACUUCAGGGGCCGUGGGAACUUCACUCGGGGCAGUAAUGGGCGAAAUGGAGAUUCUAACUAGAAAAUUUAUCAAAAUGGUGGACAAAGAGUUGCUGUUCGCCAUGAUGGGCGUGAAAGUUAAAAGGUCUUUACUUUUUAGCACCAAAAAGGAAAAAACAAGAAAAAAGUAGUCUUUACUUUUUAUUUCUACUUUUAAAGUCUAUAGAGUUAUUAAAAACUUGUCUUAGGUAGGCAGAUGGUGGCUUUUUGAGUUUUGGUUUUUGGAAAAGAAUAAUCUGUGGAAUUAUUAUUCCUUUUUCUUUAUCUGAGUUUACUUUGAUAAGAUUAUCUUGGAAAGUUGGUUUUUCCUA
Messenger RNA from Durio zibethinus, 1857 nucleotides. Its product is annotated as nuclear transport factor 2-like. NCBI's taxonomy places the organism in Eukaryota, Viridiplantae, Streptophyta, Magnoliopsida, Malvales, Malvaceae. Gene Ontology annotation, cellular component: cytosol; ribonucleoprotein complex. The record is from RefSeq and is a predicted model, not a curated record. Gene Ontology annotation, molecular function: mRNA binding.